This is a messenger RNA of Linnemannia hyalina, 1539 nucleotides long. The record is from the annotation of a GenBank genome assembly. NCBI's taxonomy places the organism in Eukaryota, Fungi, Mortierellomycota, Mortierellomycetes, Mortierellales, Mortierellaceae.
AUGACCUCAAACGAGUAUGACUUUACUGCUCUCAGGAAGCGGAAAAAGAGCGCUGAACCCUUUAGAGAUGCACCUUCUCUGCAUUCACAACAUUCACAACAAUCAUAUUCGCUCUGGAACUCAUCACAGGACAGAGAAUGGGAGCGGGAGCGAGGCGGAGGGUCGAUGAUGAUGCAGGUGCCGGAUUUUGCGGAUUUGGUCAACAAGCAAGCGGCGUCGUAUGAGCUUAUUGCGGACUCGUUGAAUGUCUUGAACCCUGCGCUGGUCAAGAAGAUGAAUGAUGGCAAGAAGAAGAAGAGGACAAAGAUAAAAGAGGCGCUGCUGUUUGCGAGGAGGAAUGGCAAGAACACGCUUUCUGAUUCGGCUAGUGGGAGGAGGAGUGAUGCGGUGGAUGAAGAGGAAGGGGAGGAGGAUGAUCCGUAUGGAUUGUCGAUUCAUGGGUUGCAGUUUGAAGGGGGCAGGUUGCCGUUGCCGUUGGUCUUGAAGCGGGCUGAGCUUGCGGUUGUGGAUCUGAAGGUACUUGUGGAGCAUUCGAGUUUACCGGAAGAGCCACGGUCUUUGCUGGUGAAGCACUUGGAGUCGUUUCAUAACCAGGCCAAGGUAACGAGUCGGAAAUUGCAGUUCUUGCAGGCGAGGGCCAAUGGGUGUGUGGAUGGGUUGGUGAUCAGGAAUGUGUAUCUGACGGUGGAGUUGGAUCGGUUGGAGGGGCAGAGGGAGAGGCUUUUGGGGGAGGGCGGCGAAGGGGGUAAUGGUGGUGGUAAGGGCGGUGUUUGGGGUCGUGUCAGGGAAUACUUUGCUGGCACCCAUGAUUUGGAGGUGGCAUCGAGCGAGAAGAAGCUUCGACAGCUGUACCAAGGCACGAUGGAGGAUGCGAGCAACCAUGUGCGAGAUCUUAUUCUGCAAGUCCAGGAUGUGCUCCAAAGUCUUGAUGUGAUGGACCAGACGCUCACCAACAUCCACGUACUGACAACCAAGGAACGGAGACAACAAAAGGAAGCCGAAGGCGAGGUGUUGUCAAAGUUAUGGGCACAGUUUGGAGGUCAUCGUAUCAAACGCACGAUGUACAAGGAGAAUUUGCACCUCCUUCAGGGUAUGGAUAGUGAGCGCAAGGCGACGGUGGGGCAGAUUCAGUCGGCGCUUUGGAAGUUGACGGAUUUUGAGGCUGAAAUUGGGGUGUUGAGGGAGGGGAUUGUACAUGCUGUUAUUGAUGGGGCCCUUCAGGAGACCUCAACUUCUUCUGAGAUGGGUGACGAUGCGGAGGAUACGAUGUCUGGUGGAGGAUCGCCAUUUGAGGAGACUGUGAAGGCUCCCCCGCCUCCUGAGACGACGUCGAAUAGGAGGAUGUCGACGGUUUCGUUGAGGGCGCAUAUUCAACAGAUUGAUCGGGUGACGAGUCGGUUGAAGGAACGGAGCUUUCUGGCGGAGGCUGUUAUCAAGUCUCAGGCGGACCAAAUUCCAGGUUCUAUGGAUGGGUCAUAUCCUCCUCCUUCUGUUCCUGGCGGUGGUGUUGUGGAAGGUGACAAGUCGCCUCAGUCGUAG